Messenger RNA from Phragmites australis (common reed), 1810 nucleotides. RefSeq names its product DNA damage-binding protein cmr1-like. The record is from RefSeq and is a predicted model, not a curated record. The transcript is spliced from 4 exons. Gene Ontology annotation, cellular component: nucleus. Gene Ontology annotation, biological process: regulation of DNA damage checkpoint. Gene Ontology annotation, molecular function: DNA binding; protein binding. The coding region runs from base 129 to 1520 and encodes 463 amino acids. NCBI's taxonomy places the organism in Eukaryota, Viridiplantae, Streptophyta, Magnoliopsida, Poales, Poaceae.
UCCCUCGCAGCGCAGGACACACCGCCUCUAAACGACUUCCCGCAACCGCUGCUCUUGCUCCACGCGUCCCUCCAUUCUCUUCUCCCCACCACCGCCUCCAAAAGCUUCUAGAAGAUCCAUCCACCGACAUGGCCUCGCCGCCGCCGGAGGCCGGGCUCACCGACUACGAGCGCCUUCGCGAGGAGAACAUCCGCCGCAACGACGCCAUCCUCGCGUCCCUCCGCCGCAAGGCCGCAGACCUCUCCGCCUCCCUCCGGCCCACCCCUUCCUGCCCCAAGCGGGCCAAGAAGGAACCGCCGCCCCGCACGGCCCCCGCCAGCCCCGUCGUCCUCCGCCGCUCCCUCCGCACCCGCGGCCUACCCCCUAGCGACUCCUCCGCCGCCGAUGCGGCGUCCCCAGCCUCGCCGCCGUCCCCUCCGAUGCCCCGCACCACCCGGUUCUCCUCCUCGCUCGCAUCCGCCCUGCGCUCCGCCGCCGCCGAUGCCUCUCCCUCGGCGCCGGAGGGCGAGAUUCGCGAGGCGGACGGGUUCGACGCCGGGAGGGACCUGAUGCUGCGGCCCGCGGACGUGAGGAGGGUGGUGCCGGAGAGGAUACUCUCGGUGCGGGUCCUGCCGCUGGCCGACCGGACCGUGGUGGUCGCCGGGAACAAGGUCGGCCAUAUCGGGUUCUGGGACGUGGACGGUAUUGUGGAGGAUGGCGAUAGUGCAGACGGGGUGUUCGAGUAUUUUCCCCACAGAGGGCCAGUGGGGGCGAUUGUGGCGCACCCAGCCACGCCGCGGAAGAUUUAUAGCUGUAGUUAUGAGGGUGAAAUUUGUCUUAUGGAUGUUGAGAAGGAGAUCUUUAAUAUGAUCCAGUUGUGUGACUAUCCUGUUUUCUCACUUUGUCAAGCACCAAAUAGUCCCAGCUGCCUAUAUUUUGGCGAGGGGAAUGGUGAAUUGAAACUUUUCGAUGAGAGGGCGGGUAAGGUGUCAACCACAUGGAAUCUACAUGACAAUAGAAUCAACUCAAUAGAUUUUCAUUUGGAGAACCCAUAUAUAUUUGCCACAAGUUCAACAGAUCGAACAGCUUGUAUGUGGGAUAUGAGAAGCAUGAAAAAGAAGGGUCCGGAGAGCUUGAAGGUUUUCGAACACGACAGAUCAGUUCAGUCAGCUUAUUUCUCACCUAGUAGCAGCAUGCUUGCAACAACCAGCCUAGAUGACACUGUCCGAGUUUUUAAUGUGGAUAACUUUGAUGAUUCCUAUAUUAUCAAGCAUUAUAACCAGACAGGCAGAUGGCUGUCUACAUUCAAGGCAAUCUGGAGCUGGAACAGCACUGAUAUAUUUAUUGGGAAUAUGAAAAGAGCAAUAGAUGUCAUCUCCGUUGAUCGCAAUGAAAGUGGUGUCUCAGCUUCAAGCAAGGCAUGUCUUGAGAGUGAACACAUGACAGCCAUCCCUUGCCGGUUUUCCCUGCACCCCUACAAAGUUGGCCACCUUGCUUGCGCUAGCUCCGGUGGUAAGGUUUUUCUUUGGACUAGAGCUUGAAGCAGCAAAAUUUUCCCUGGCUGACUUGUGAACUCGGCUUUUGGCUUGUUGCUAGUUCUUUCAUGCCCACAUGCCCAGGUCCGUACCUGGAAGAUGUCCGAUGGUUGUAACGCCUAGUGCUUGUUUAGUAUCCUGCUGUCAUAAUGUAUAAUAGUUAGCACGGCAGUAACAUUUUGUGCUUUAAUGUAUUUGUUAGAACUGUUACCUUCAUAUGGAUCAUGUGUUGGUUUAGUUUGGCAUACGAAGUUAUGAACGUAGUGAUAAUGGAGCAUGGUUUACAAGUUUAUCUA